UAUUUAUAAACAUACAUCACUUCCGGAAACAGUGCUGAAUGUGAAAAAAUCAAAACACAGACUGAAAGACUGCGCACAAACUUUUGAUUGACAAACCCUCAAACGGAGCAAUGUUUAGCUCUGUCGGUAGCUGGUUUGGGGUUGUGAAUAACAAAGAAGCGGAGGAAAAAGAGCAAAAAGUCUUGUCAGGAGAGGAGGCCAAACAAAAAGACCCAUCAGCUGAGAAGACUGAACAAACAAAAGAGUCUGAACCAAAGUCCGAUAACUCGGCAGAGACAGGUGGACAGGAUGAGGAGGAGGAAUCCCUAGAAAAGAAGCUAGAAGAGGCGUCAACUGCCGCCAUCAACACAGCCAAACAAUGGGGGAGUUACCUGUAUUCCUUUAGUAAAACAGCAGGAAAAACAGUAGUAGAAAAAGCAAAGCAGAUUAGUAAAGAGGUGGAAGAAAAGACAUUUUUGGGAGAUUUCAGCAAGGAACAGGAAAAGUUUGUGACAGAAAAGAAGGAGAAAUCCAAACAGGCUGAGGCAGCAGUGCCCCCCUGGGUGGGAUACAAUGAAGAGGAGAGCAUGAAAGCACAGAUCCUAGCUCUGUCACAGGACAAAAGAAAUUUCCUCAGAAACCCUCCAGCAGGUGUACAGUUUCAGUUUGACUUUGAGAGUAUGUUUCCUAUUGCCAUGGCAACUCUACAGGAGGAUGAAAACCUAAAUAAAAUGAGAUUUGAAUUGGUCCCAAAACAAAUCAAAGAGGAGGCAUUCUGGAGGAACUAUUUUUACCGAGUAUCUCUCAUCAAACAAUCCACACAACUUACCUCCCUUGCUCAAGAAACAGGGAGCACAGGUGAAAGUAAGUCCAGUGAUGGAUCUCGAAGGUCAUCAACAGGAAGUCAAGCAGAACAUUCAAAGAAAACGGAUAACGGAUCCAGGGAGGAGGAGUUCGCUCCUAGUAGUCCUAACGAGAAUGAGUUUGUCAGUGACAGCUUCCAGGGGGAUGAGAUCAGUCAGGAGGACCUAAAGAAGGAGAUGCAGAUGUUAGGGGUGGAAGAUAACAAGUCAGAAACCAAAACGGAGAAGGAGGAAGGGGAGAAGAGAUCUGGCCGUAAACCUUAUGAAAGGAACUACUGGAAAGUUUGUUAUGAGAAAGAUCUAGACCCCAAUACAGAUGGCAUUCCACAAUGGGAGAAGGAUCUACAACAAGAAUUACAGGACUACGAGAUGGUGGAUGAUAACAUGGAUGACGCUGACAUUGAGAAUGAGAUUCUACAGCAGUUAGAGGAAGAGGAGACGGACGCCAAGUGAUACGGCCACCAGUUUAGUGGCAUAGGGACCAGCUUAAUUUAAUGUCUUGUAAAUUCUGCAAUUGUAAAUAUAUGAUAUGUAAUGUAAUGUUACCCAAAGAAGUUUAUAUAUCAGUAGACUUCUAUAUCAAUUGUGAAUCUUAGAGAUAAUUUAACAUUCAUUUGGUUCUUUUCUUGGGAUGGUGAAGUGAAAACAGAUCUUGAUAUAUAACUUGGAUUCUCUUAAGAUUUUAUGUAGUGUAUAGAUAACACCAUUAUUUGAUAUGUAUGUUAAACCCAGCCAAUAUUUGUAUAUAAGGAUGAGUAGUUAAUUGGUUGCUUGCAAUUGUUCUUAAUUGAUUAAUUUUGUUAAGUUUGAUUGACAAAUUAAUCCAGCAAAAGUAUGUGGUCUGAAUUGUUAAGUAUAUUUAUUUGUAAAUUACUGUUAAAUAAACAUACACAAAACUUGU
Molecule: messenger RNA, 1743 nt
Organism: Saccostrea cuccullata (small rock oyster)
Lineage: Eukaryota; Metazoa; Mollusca; Bivalvia; Ostreida; Ostreidae
Product: synapse-associated protein 1-like
Exons: 9
Coding region: 111-1295 (394 amino acids)
Biological process (GO): TORC2 signaling; regulation of short-term neuronal synaptic plasticity
Cellular component (GO): Golgi apparatus; synapse; nucleus
Source: RefSeq, a predicted model, not a curated record